Molecule: messenger RNA, 1422 nt
Organism: Phytophthora infestans T30-4
Lineage: Eukaryota; Oomycota; Peronosporomycetes; Peronosporales; Peronosporaceae
Product: cysteine protease family C59, putative
Exons: 2
Coding region: 1-1422 (473 amino acids)
Source: RefSeq, a predicted model, not a curated record
AUGUCAUCGCGAAGACUCGUGCCCGUGGCCGUUCUCGCGCUGCAGCUAUUCUCUCGAGCAAAUGGCUGCUCAGACUUCCUGCUAUCGCCUGCAGCGUCUCCGCGAAGCGUCAUCAGUGGCCGUUCGAUGGACUUUGAGGCGGAUUUGGACUCUGCACUUGAGGUGAUCCCAAGGAAUACCCAUUUCCAAGAGUUGCCUGUUUCUGGGUGCCCUGAUUGCCCAGAUUUGGAGUGGCAGAAUAAAUUGGGCUUCGUGGCGGCAAAUGUGUAUGGCGUGAAUGUGGCAGCUGACGGAAUGAAUGAGGCCGGACUCUCAGCGGCGUGGCUGUAUCUGGAUGCAACUGAGUACCCAAAUCUUGAAAAUGGAGUCGGCAACUUCAACAAGACCAAACCAGUCGUCACUUCGAUUUGUUCGUAUAUUUUGGGCAACUUUGCCACCGUGGACGAAGUAAAAAUUGGUCUCAAAAAGGUGCAACUCGCUGGAAUCAAUGGCGAAGUAGCGCAACAGCUUCUUCACGUGUCUGUUCCACAAGACGGCAGCGCUCAUUCGGCGCCACUUCAUGUCAGUAUCCACGAUCGCAACGGCAACAAUUUGGUAAUUGAGUUCUUGCAAGGAGACCCCAUUUUCCAUGAUAACCCAAAUGGUGUUCUUACCAACGACCCUCCACUUGAAGAGCAACUUAGAUUGCUAAACCAACAUUUCGGCGAAACUACGGGAACUGUCAACACAGAAAACCUCCUACCUGGAGGAUACGGAUCGACGGAGAGGUUUGUGAGGCUUUCCGUGCUGAAUAAAAAGAUUAGCGAGGGCUACAGCGCACCGUCGGUGCACGCUUCAUACGUUGAUGCCACCGAGGAACAGCGCGUAGUGUCGGAUGCUCUACAUUUACUAAACACCGUAGUACGUCCCCCCAUGGGGGAAGCUACACAGUGGUCGAUUGUGCGAGACCACAAACGACGUAUGCUGUAUGUCCGCUCUACAGCCAACCAGCUACUACGUCGCGUGAGUUUGGACAUGCUGGAUUGGGCAGAUCCUCACGCGCGGAGAUUAAUUCCCGUUUCAUACGGUAUUUGGUUCUUGGACUCGACAGUGCCACUACUUGACGACCGCAACGUCAUGCGUACUAAGGAUCUACCAGCGCGUUCUAUGGUAGAGGCUGCGCUCUCCCAGACACAAGAACCUGCUACGAACGAUCAGCUGCAAUUCCUUGCUGCCACUAGCCAAAUGCAACAGGCAAAUGAAGUGGGAAGUCUCUCUCCGGUAUUUGUCUUUGUCGUUGGAUCGGUCGCUGGUGGCAUGCUGACGGCGUUGCUGUCAGUUGGCUGGAAACUGAUCAUCACAGACUGCCUGCGACGUCAGAAUGGGUACAAACAGAUCGCUGAAAUUGAACUACCAGUUGCCAUGGAAAGAGUAUCAGUUUAG